This is a messenger RNA of Carlito syrichta (Philippine tarsier), 9790 nucleotides long. RefSeq names its product pericentrin (gene PCNT). The transcript is spliced from 45 exons. The coding region runs from base 130 to 9354 and encodes 3074 amino acids. Gene Ontology annotation, molecular function: molecular adaptor activity. Gene Ontology annotation, biological process: signal transduction. Lineage: Eukaryota; Metazoa; Chordata; Mammalia; Primates; Tarsiidae. The record is from RefSeq and is a predicted model, not a curated record.
CUUGAACAAGAAUGUGAAUUUGACAUUGCUGACAUAGUGAGUGGACAUGGAGAUGAGGCCGACCGGCAGCAGCAGACUCAGACUGUGCACAACCUUGAGCUGGAAGCGGUGCGCCUGAGCCUGAGCAACAUGCAUACGGUGCAGCUGGAGCUGACACAGGCCAACCUCCAGAAGGAGAAGGAGACGGCCCUGACAGAGCUGCGUGAGAUGCUGAACAGCCGGCAUGCCCAGGAGCUGGCCCUGCUGCAGAGUAGGCAGCAGAGUGAGCUGGAGCUCAUUCGGGAGCAGCACGCUCAGGAGAAGGAGGAGCUGGUACUCAGGUGUGGACAGAAAGCAGCUGAGCUGAAGGACAAGUUACAAUCAGAAAUGGAGAAAAGCGCCCAGAUGAUAGAGACCCUGAAGCAAGACUGGGAAUCUGAAAGAGAUUUAUGCUUAGAAAGUCUGCGCAAAGAAUUGUCUGCGAAGCACCAAACGGAAAUGGAGGAUUUACAAAACCAGUUUCAGAAAGAACUGGCAGAACAGAAAACUGAGUUAGAGCGGAUGUAUCAAGCCAAAAACCAGGCUGAAUUCACCUUGAAGAACCUGGAGACUCAGCAUCAAGCAGCCAUUAAGAAGUUACGUGAAGAUCUACAGUCUGAAUGUUGCCAGUAUUUAGAAGAUUUGGAGUUAAAGUUUAAAGAAAAGGAAAAGAACAAACAGCUAGAGCUAGAGAAUCUUCAAGCCUCCUACGAAGACCUGAAGGCACAGUCACAGGAUGAGAUCAGACGCCUGUGGUCCCAACUCGACUCCACAAGAACCAAUAGGCAGGAGCUGAGUGAGUUACACGAGCAGCUCCUGGUUCGGACAUCUCACGUAGAGGAAUUGGAACACCUCAAGCGAGAUUUUGAACAGCAGCAGCAGCAAGAAAAAGCCCAACACGAGUCUGAAUUGGAACAGUUGAGGAUUUAUUUUGAAAAGAAAUUAAAAGAUGCUGAAAAAACUUACCAAGAAGACCUGACUCUAUUACAACAACGGUUGCAGGAGGUGAAGGAAGAUUCUUUUCUGGAAUCUGUGGACAUCAGUUCUUCCUGUGUAUGUUUAGAAGAGACAUCUGAAAAAGAAAGAAAAGACGACCUUGAUCAACUUAACCUUCACCUUGAGCAACAUAAGGAGACCCUGACACAUUUUCAGAUGGAGUUAGAAGAUCACAGGCCUGAGUUUGAAGCAUUGGAGUCUCCCCUCUCUGUCCAGCAUGAGGGGCACAUCUUGAACAGAUUCCUCACGGAGACUGCGGUGUUGGGGCAGGACCAGCAUCUGGAGCCCUCAGAGGAGCACAGCCAAGAACUCACUCAGGUACAUCUCCAUGGUGUGCAGGACAUGACCUUGGAGAUUGACACAGAGGUGGCAGCCAGAGUCUUGGGUUUGGAAACAGAGCACAAGGUUAAACUUUCGCUUCUUCAGACUGAGCUCAAGGAAGAAAUCGAACUCUUAAAAAUAGAAAACAGAAAUUUACAUGAGAAGUUGCAGCAUGAAAUCCAUCUGAAAGAAGACUUGGAGACAGUAAAACAUAAUUUAGUUGAAGUCCACCAGGAAGAACUAAAUAAAGCUAAGGAGAAGAUUGAGCUAAUGAAACAAGCAAUCAAAAAAAAAGAAGCAGACUGGAAAGUUGUACGUGAGGAUUUAAGGAGAGAAGCUGAAGAGAAGCUAACAUUAAUGCUUCUUGAACUGAGAGAAAAGGCUGAAUCUGAGAAGCAUUUAAUAAUAAACAAGUUUGAGCUUCGAGAAACUGAAAUGAGGCACCUUCAGGACCAGCAGGCAGCUCAGAUCCUGGACCUGGAGAAGUCCCUGAUGGAGCAGCAGGGCCGCCUGCAGCAGCUGGAGCAGGGACUUGCCACGGAUGAGGCGCAGGACGUGGAGCACACCAUGCUCCAGGUUAAGGAGGACUGUGCCCUCCAACUGAUGAUGGCCCGGAACAGGUUUUUAGAAGAGCGUAAGGAAAUCACAGAGAAGUUCAGUGCGGAACAAGAUGCUUUCCUGCGAGAGGCCCAGAAGAAGCAUGCCCACGAGCUCCAGCUACUUCAGGAGAGGCAACAGGAGAGGCUCUUGGCUGUGACGACAGAGCUCGAGGCCAGACACCAGGCAGAACUUGGUGAGCUGGCAGCUUCCUUAGAGAGUGAGCGGUGGACCCUGCUAGAUGCUCGUGUGGCUGAACUGCAGACAAAACAUGCCGCUGAAAUCAGUGCUUUGGAAACAAGACACUUGUCAAACCUAGAUUCCCUGGAGUCCUGUUACCUGUCUGAAAUUCAGACCAUCCGGGAUGAGCACAGGCAGGCUCUAGAACUUUUACAAGCAGACUUUGAGGAGCAACUGCAGAAAAAGGACUCUUUUCAUCACAUAAUUUUGACUCAGGAGUUGGAGAAACUCAUGCUGAAACAUGACAAGGAGCUUCAGUCUGCAAAGGACAGCCUAAGAAUGGAAAUGAGCACUGAGCAUGUUGAGAGUCUGAGAGCCCUGGCCCACAAGCUGCAGGGAGCACAUCAGAGUGAAUUUGAAAGUGGGAAAAAAGGUGCUGCACGUGAAAAGGGAGAGGUACCUAGGUGUGAGAGUGUGCAAGCACCGUCUCCUCACCCAGAGGAGGGAGCAUCCUCAUCUCUGCAGCUCCAGGAAAAGAAUCACCAGAUCCAACAGCUGAAAGACCAGGUUUUAUCCUUAAGCCACGAGAUAGAAGCCUGCCGUUCUGAACUCGAGAUGCUGCAGCAGAGGCGGGAAAGGGAGAACCAGGAAGGUGCAAACCUUAUCUCUAUGCUCAAAGCCGACAUUGACCUGUCUCAUGGUGAAAGGUCAGCCCUCCAGAGCAUCCUGCGGAGGCUGCUGAGUUUGUUAGGAGAGAUACUGCAGGCAGCCAUUGCCCUGAAGAACCGGAUUGGCGAGUGUGUGGGGCUCUGCCUGGAUGAUGCAGGUGCAGGCCAGGCCCUGUCAGCAGCUCCAACACUGGAGGAGACAUGGUCUGAUGCAGCCACACUGGAGCAGGACCAAACUUUGUCUGGAUGUGCAGAGAUGUCUUCAAUGGCAGACAUCAGCAGUCACAUACGUGAGAGCUUUCUGAUGAGCCCAGAGAGUGUGCUGGAGUGUGAACAGCCUGUUCGGAGGGUCUUUCAGAGCCUUGCCCUGGCUGUGGAUAGCCUCCUGGAGAUGGCCCUGGGCUCCAGCAAGCAGCUGGAAGAAGCACGCCAAAUUCAUUCUCGUUUUGAAAAAGAAUUCAGUGAUAAAAACGAGGAGACGGCACAGGUUGUUAGAAAGCACAAGGAGUUGCUGGAAUGCUUGAAGGAGGAGAGUGCAGCCAAGGCAGAGCUGACGCUGCAGCUGCACAAGACCCAGGGCAUCCUUGAAGGAUUCAAGGUGGAGAAGGCUGAUCUGCAGGAGGCGCUGGGCUGCAAGGAGGAAUCCGAGCAUCAGCUUGUCUUAGAACUGGAGAGCCUGAGGCAGCAGCUGCAGGAGGUAACCCAGGAGCAGGCCACACUGAGGGAAGAGUAUGCCCGCCUAUGGAGUCAGAAGGAAGCUUCGGCUAUGGAAAUGGAAGAAAGGGAGACUGCUCUGCGGAAGGAAGUAGAGGAUUUGACCCAGGAGCAGUCGGAGACUAGGAAGCAGGCUGAGAAGGACCGCUUGUCCCUGCUUUCCCAGAUGAAGGUUCUUGAGUCUGAGCUGGAAGAGCAACUCUCUCAGCAUCAAUGGUGUGCUAAGCAGGCCGAGGAAGUCACUGCUCUGAAGCAGCAGAUGGCAUCUCUGGACAAGCACCUGCGUAACCAACGGCAGUUUAUGGAUGAGCAAGCUGCAGAACGGGAGCAUGAGCGUGAGGAGUUCCAGCAGGAGAUUCAGAGGCUGGAGGGGCAGCUCCGCCAGGCUGCCAAGCUACAGCCUCACGGCCACCUUGACAGUCAGUACACACAACUGGAUGGAGAGAUUGAAUUGUUACAACAAAAACUGAGAGAAAAAUCAGAUGGAUUUAAUGAAUUAGCUAUAAAGAAAGAGAUAGCAGAUAGACAAGUGUUAAUUCAGGAAGAAGAAAUUAAACGUCUGGAGGAGAUGAACAUCAACACCAGAGCAAAAGUGGUCCAGUUCCAGGAAGAAUUGGAAAAACAGAAAAAAAUUGUGAAAGAGUUACAACAAGAUAAAGAGGCACUAAAGGAACAGCAGAUGAAUAACUUGCUUCUGGUGUCCACACUGCAAUCUAAACUAGAUGAAGGCAGAUGUCCUGUGCUUCCUUUGGGCAGCCCUCCCAAGGGCUCAGAAGUGCAGUUAGAGGCGACGCAGAGGGCACUCCUGCAGUGUGAGAGUGAGGUUUUGGACUUAAAAGGACAACUAGAAAAGAUUGAAGAUGACUUAGUAAGUAAAAAUGAAGAAAUACUACAUCUGAACUUACAAUUAGAUAUACAGAACAAGCAAACAGCUGUUAGCCUCAGAGAACUUCAGGAAGAGAAUGCCAACCUGAAGGUUGUAUACACCCGCAGUUCUGAGAUUGAAGAGCUGAAAGCCCUUGUUGAAAAUUUGCAAGAAAACCAAGAGCGGUUGCAGAAGGACAAAGCAGAAGAAAUUGAACAGCUCCAUGAAGUAAUUGAGAAGCUGCAGCGGGAGCUGGCCCUCAUGGGGCCUGCGGUGCAUGAAGUCAGCAACAGUCGGGCAGACAGUCUGCAUAGUGAACUGCUCAGUUCCCAGUCAGUGGGACCUCGUGUUCAGGCACUGCAGGCUGAGCUUGAGGCUGCACUUGCAGCCCAGGAGGCCCUGAGUCGACUGCUGGCUGACAGGGAGCGUGGGCAUAGCCAGGCUCUGGAGGCCCUGCAGCAGCGCCUGAGGGGUGCAGAGGAGGCCGCAGCCCAGCAGCUGGCUGAGCUGGGGCGCAGUACAGCCCUCAGGGAGGCUGAGACUGAGGGUAUGGCCUCCCGGAUCCGCGAGUUCGAAGCUGCCCUGAAAGCAAAAGAAGCGGUGAUUGCCGAGAGAGAUUUGGAAAUUGAUGCGAUGACCCAGCGAACUGUGGCCCACUGCACUGAGCUGGAGGGUGUCCUAUCCGCCCUGGCCCAUGUGCGCUGCACCCUGGAGCAGCUGCCUCUGGCCACCUCAGAUGAGCCUCCUGAGUUGCAGCGUCUCCGCAUACAGUGUAUCCGCCUCAGCCGCCAGCUGCAUGUAUUGAACCAGCACUUCCUAAGGUGCCAGCUGGAACUGGACAAGCAGCAGGCCUGUGGGGCUGCAGCCCACAUGCAGAUGCCUCUAAGGGAGGGCUGCAUUGAGCCGCGAGUGCCCAGGGAUGCAGAGGCCACCUGUGAUGACAUGCUGCAGAGGGGUGUUGGCGGGAGGCUGACCUUGAGCCCCCAUGGCCAGGACCCUGACCCAAGGGAGGACCAGCAGCCUGCCAAGGUCCUGGUGACAUUGAAGGAUGCAGGGAUCCAUAGACAGGAAAGGCUGAUGUCAGUGCUCACCAUCUGCCAGCGGCGGCUACAGUCAGAGCUUCUGUUGGUGACAAAUGAGAUGUGCUUGGGUCUGGAGGAUGGCGGCAAAGGUAAGGAGAAAGUACUGGAAGAUUGUCAGUUACAGAAAGUCAACCUCAUAGCUCAAGUGAAGCAACUUCAAGAAAAACUGAGCCAUCUGAUGUAUUCUGUGACCUUCCAGGACUCAGACACCACAGAUGUUCAAGUUCAGCAGCCAUUGGCAUUGGCACAUGUGUUAGAAAGUAGUUCCAGUGAUAGUUCUUGUGAUGGCGAAGAAACAGACAAAUUGCCUCCUGUUGGUGCAUUUAAUAUUGAUAAAACCACUGGGGAUCUGGUCGAUGUUACUAAAAAUCAGAAUUCUUUGAUAAGAAAUGGAAUACCACAUUUGCCUAUUCAAGAAGAAUCGGAGUCGCAGGAUGAGCCCUGGUCUUCACAGACUGGUGUGCGCAGUGGCUCCCACGGCCUGAGCGGUGCCCAGGAGGGUGAGACCCUGAAAAGCCCAGUCCGGGUUUUGGAUCUGUCUUUCUGGAGCUCCCCUGAGGUCCUCAGGAAGGAUUCAACCCUCGAGCCACGGCCCAGCCUACCCCUGACACCCUGCUCAGGAGCUUUGAGCCUGCGCAGUGCCGACACGUCCCCACAGGAUAGGCGGGAGACCUCACUGCUGCCACCUGACCAGCUGGGGUCGCUUUGUUACCCGGGUGUAUCCGCAGUGUCACUGGUCCAGCAGUGGGCAGAAUCUCUACCAGCUGUCCACCAUCGUGAGGAGAGCACAGCUAUGGAGAAAGAUGUGGAAGAUUUUAUCAUAACAUCUUUUGAGUCUCAAGAAACAUUAAGUUCACCUCCUCUUGGAUUAGAAGGAAAGAACAAUGGACAUGGAAAAAGUGAUGGCUCAGGUUUUGGAGUCAUACUGAGUCCGGGGUCUGGAGACCCUGAGGCUCCCACUGCUGGUCGUGUGGCCCCUGCUUCCAUUUCCAGAAGGUUCCAACUGCUGCCAGAAGCCAUGAAGGAGAAGGAAGUCCAUCCAAAGCAUGUGCAGGCUUUGCUGCAGAUGGUAUGUGAGGAGAGCCGCCAGAUCCUGGCCCUAUCAGAGAGCCAUGGGCCCCCAAGCACUCUAAGCAGAGGCGAGCCCCGCACAGACCUGGACUGCUUCCCAAGGGAGGCACCGUGCCUGCUGGAGGCACCCCAGAAAGGAGGCAAGACCCAGGAAUCUUCUAACAUGUGCCUUGAUUGGAGAGGAGAAUUUCUGCAGGCCAUCCAAGAGGCUUUUGAGAAAGAGCGGGAACUGCUGAGAGUUGAGCGACAGCCCCGACUCGGUGGCUCAGACCUGGGGGGUCAUAACUCCCUGCUCGAGAGGUUGGAGAAGGUUGUCCAAGAGCAGGGAGAUCUGAAGGAGAAAUCCUUGGAGGACCUUCAUCUGUCUGACAGGAGCAGCCUGCUGUUCGAGAUUCAGGCUCUGCGUGCCCAGCUGCGUAUGACACACCUGCAGAAUCAGGAGAAGCUGCAGCAGCUGUGUGCAGCAUUGACCAGCGCAGAGGCCCAAGGGAGCCGGCAGGAGCACCAGUUGCGAAGGCAGGUUGAAUUAUUGGCCUAUAAAGUUGAGCAGGAAAAAUGUAUAGCAAGCGACUUACAGAGAACCCUGCGUGAAGAGCAGGAGAAAGCAAGCAGUGUGUGGAAGCUCCUGGUGGCAGAGCAGAGUACAGCAAAGGAGCUUCGGGCUGAGCUCCGUGAGUGCCGACAGGACAACGAGAGGCUACUGCAGUCCCUCCAUGAUGUGCAGCAGGAGGUUGUCCAGCUGAGAUCUGUGCUGGAUGGCAAGGAGAACGAUCUGAAGGCCACACUUGAGGAGCUGGAGAGUGAGCGCGGGAGAGAGCGAGCCCUGCAGAGCCGGCUGGAAGAGGAACAACUGCGGCACCUACAGCGGGAGGGCCAGAAUGCAAAGUCCCUGGAGGAGUUGAGAAUGUCUCUGGAGAAGCAGCGUGCUCAGAGCAGUCGCCUCUGUGUGGCGCUGAAGCAUGAGCAGACAACAAAGGACAACCUCCAGAAGGAGCUGCGCAUCGAGCACUCACGCUGUGAGGCUUUGCUGGCGCAGGAGCAGAGCCAACUCUCUGCACUCCAGAAGGACCUGGAGGCAGAGCAGAGCCGCUCGCUGGAGCUGUCAGAGGCCUUGCAGCACGAACGGCUUCUGACUGAGCAGCUGAGCCGCAGGACGCAGGAGGCCUGUGCACACCAGGACACACAAGCACAUUCUGCUUUGCUGAGGAAGCUAAAGGAAGAGAAGUCCCGUGUGGCAGAUCUGCAGGCAGCCCUUGAGAAGGCGGAGCGCCAGGCUGCUCACGCCCAGCAGCAACUCGAAGCUGAGGUUCGGAGGCGCUGUGAGGAACUCUUGAAGGAGAAGGAGGUAAGUGCCACACUGAAGUCCACCGAGGAAGCCCUGCAGACCCAAAGGCAAGAGCUGAGGUGCUCUCAGGAGAGAGAAAGGGAGAGACCGGCGAGGUUACAGGCAGAACUAGAGCAGCUACACGCACGCUUCCAAGAGCAAGAGGGACCUGAGGAUGCAAGGAGGAGCAUGGGGACGAGGCAGAGCCCAGCUGACGGGGAGCCAUGGCCGCAGUGGCAGAGAGACAAGGAGAUGCUGCGGGAGUUGGAACUCCAGCGUCAGCGGGAUGAUCAUAAGAUCAAGCAGCUUCAGCAGACGGUGCGAGAGCUGGAGGCAAGGAACACGGCGCUCCACAGUGACGGCUCCCACCGAGGGGCCGCCAGUGCAGACGUAGACUGUCUCUGCAAGCAGCAGCAGGAGCUAGAGGAGAUGAGGCAGCGGCUCCUCUGUGCGGCUGGACUCCUCACCAGCUUCCUUAGCCAGACCUUGGACAGGACAAUUAAUGAUUGGACAUCAUCCAAUGAGAAAGUAAUAACAUCUUUAUUGAGCAUGUUAGAGGAACUGAAGUCUGAACUGAGCAGGCCUAACUCCUCCCAGAGAAAAAUGGCAACAGACCUGCAAAUCCAGCUUGUGGACGUCUUGCUGAAAGACAAUGAUUCUCUUACAAAAGCCCUCAGCAUAGUGAGUCGAGAGAAAUUGGAGCUGAGCAGGGCUAUGUCCAAGCUUGAAAAGACCCUGAAGCAUCAUCUGCAGAAGGGCUGCAUCCUGAGUAGAUCAGACAGGUCUGCAUGGAAGCAGGAUGGUGCGGUUCUGCAGAGUUCACCACGGCAUACAGACCCAGGACGACUGUUGCUGGCUGCUGGCGAGGAAACAAACACCUGCCACAUCAAGAUGGAAAAACUGUACCUACAUUAUUUGAGAGCAGAGAGCUUUAGAAAAGCUCUGAUUUAUCAAAAGAAGUAUCUUUUACUGUUGAUCGGUGGAUUCCAGGAUUCUGAACAAGAAACACUCUCCAUGAUAGCUCAUUUAGGUGUAUUUCCUUCCAAAGCAGACAAGAAAAUCAUUAUAUCUCGUCCUUUUACAAAGUUCCGCACAGCUGUCAGGGUCGUCAUCGCAAUAUUAAGAUUGCGUUUUCUGGUUAAGAAAUGGCAAGAAGUUGAUCGGAAAGGAGCUCUAGCACAAGGCAAAGCCCCCCGCCCAGGACUCCGAGUGCGGCGGCGGCAGCAGCAGUCUCCACCCAAAACCAGAGAGUCCCCACCCACCCGUGAUGUGCCUUCUGGCCACACCAGGGACCCCACCCUUGGCCCAGGACCUGCAACAGCAGCUUCUCCAAGCAGAAGGGGCAGAUCCACUCCAUCCCCAAAUUCAAGAUUAGAAAGAUCCCUAACUGUUUCUCAAGAUCCAGAGCAGUCCUUGACAGAAUAUAUUCAUCAUUUGGAAAUGAUCCAGCAAAGACUAGAGGGGGUGCCACCAGAUUCCACUUCAAAGAAAUCCUGCUACCAGAAGAUUAAACAAUGAAUAAAAUCCUUGUGGCUGUUACCUGUGACAGACAAUUCUCUUUAAGGAAAAGAUUUGUUUUUCCCUUUUACUAAAGAAGCUUGUGGGAUGGCAUGGGGUAUACUUCAUGUGCUGUGACACUGGGCCUUGAAUGCCAUUAAUUGUUUUCACCUUUAUGAAUUGCUGUAAAGCCAGGUGGAGCAUUUUCUGUGUAACCUCAGUAUGUUUUAGCUCUUUGCCUUCAUGAGGUAAUGGGUACUCCAAUGCGUCAUGGCUAUAUAUGUGCUGUUCUGCACCUGUCGGUGGACCUACCCUGCUGCCCCCAAGAAGGGUAAGCAGAGAAUGGCUUCCUGUUGUUUAUUUUCUUAAAGUGUACAGAUGGAAACUUUGUUUAAAAAUAAAAACAAAACAGUAAGAAAAGAGGGAAUAAAAUUUUAGCACUGUUUUGUGAAUAGCC